Molecule: messenger RNA, 760 nt
Organism: Solanum tuberosum (potato)
Lineage: Eukaryota; Viridiplantae; Streptophyta; Magnoliopsida; Solanales; Solanaceae
Product: protein RALF-like 34
Exons: 1
Coding region: 157-528 (123 amino acids)
Biological process (GO): calcium-mediated signaling
Cellular component (GO): plasmodesma
Source: RefSeq, a predicted model, not a curated record
AACCGCAAAUGUAGCAGCAAGAAUUAAUGGAGAGUGGGUGGGUUGCACUCUUACCAAGACAAUGCAGCCUUAAUUGAUGGACCCCUACUAGCAAGCUGUAUUCCAUUCCAAUUACACAAACACACUUAUUUCACCAUUUUUUUUUGCAUACAACUCAUGGAGUCUCCAAUACUUUUCUUCCUUAUCAUCUUCUUAUUCACCAUCACCAACAAUGCAAUUGUGAUCGAAGCACAAGUUGAUAAAUUUGGUUUAGAACAACUGGUGAGUGAAGAUUUUGAGUUGCCAAUGGCAAUGUCGUCUUUAUACGAAGAAACAGAGGAUGAUGAGAUGCAGUUAGAUGGAAAUGGAAGAUCUCUAUUGUGGCACAAAUUCAAGUACUACAUUUCAUAUGGAGCAUUGUCAGCUAACAGAAUCCCCUGCCCACCACGAUCUGGCAGAUCGUAUUACACGCACCAUUGUUAUCAUGCUACAGGUCCAGCUCACCCUUACACUAGAGGUUGCUCUGCUAUCACUCGUUGCCGUAGAUGAACAAUUCAAUUCAAUUACCAUAUUUAUUGUUUAUGAUUUAUGCAUUAAUUUUAGUUCCUUUAUUUGUGUGAUAUGGCUUGGGAAUUGGGCUUCUUUGUGGUGGAUCUACUACUUAUCCACUGAUGUUUGGUGUUCUCAGAUAGAUGGAAUUAUUAUGUCUUUGUUUAGCCAAAAUUAGCUUCAAUGUAGUUGCAUUGUGUGUGUGUAUACACUCACUCUAAUUUUCCCUUUA